GUAUUCUUAGACUAGACUAAGUUUGGUACGCACGCAGCAAUUUUCUCUCCGGAAGAAGGCUUCUAACUUACUCGUAUUCUGAAGACAGAUUCUCACCGAAUUCAAUGACAAAACACGUGGCUACAGUAUACAUGGCAAAAUGUCGAUCGAACAAACCACCAACACGAUGUACCGUUGCAAGAUGUGUCCUUUCAUGAACGAAACCCAAGAGGCGAUUGCUGUCCAUUUCCUGAAGCAGCAUAUGUAUGUUGACUUCUGCUCUCUUAGUGAAUCGGUCUCCGGCGAUUAUCAAGGUUGCAUUGAAAAAAUCCCGAUGCAGGAGAAAACCGCAAGUAGCCAAGAGCAAGCCAAGGCACAACGAAGACGAAGUCAGAGAAAGGGGAAGGCGACUGCGUGCAAAUCAACAACUUUAGAAAGCUCGAACUCGCUUGACGAAACAGAUCAUGAUAUAUCACCACAGGGUUUGGAUAAAUGUUGCAAAGGAGCAAGUCGUGUUACGAGGCCCACUAGACAAGUCACCGAUAAGAAACAAGACGAGAUUAGUGAUUUCGAAAGUAAUGAUGAUCGUCUUGGUCGUGGGAAGAGAAAGAAAAGCACUCCGAAGAGAUUUAGAACAGACGCUGAACAAUCAAAUUGGACAGGUACAAAACUUAAGAAAAGUGUACCCUCAGCGUACACGAAAAUGCUUCACCAGAGCGAAACCAAUGCAGCUAUGAGAGAUAAGGAGGUAGAUGAAGUUGGUCAACAGGUUCAAGAAGAUCCAUCAAAACGUUCGAGUAUUAACGAAAAGACCAAGCCCGAAACCAUAAUUCGGACUCAAAUGCCUAUCGGUAAAAGGGUAUCUCCACAUUUGAAAUCUGCUACAGACAAAACUGAACCUCAAAAAAGUGCCAGUCAAUCGAGAUCAAAACAGAAACGUUCUGAAGCUUUAACUGCAGAUAUCAAAGCCGAGACAAUAAAUCAGAAGAUCAAGAGAUUGCCGAUACCUUUCAUUCAGUUCAAGAAAAAGCUGGACCACAUGAUGAACGAAUGGGAAAUAACACAUGAGAGACAGAGAGGAGGGUUACUUCAAACUUGUUCGUUUGAAGGCUGUAUAAUAAAGUUAAAUAAAGAAGAGAUGAACAUGCACGAAUCUUGUCACGUCAAAUCUAUGGACGGUCUACGAUGUCCCAAGUGUGACUUCCUGUGUAUUUAUUGGAGAAUCAUGAGGAAACACCUUCGAAACCAGCAUCAAGUGUCGAUAAAGAGGUCUUUUCAUUGUGAUCAAGAGAACUGUGAACAUAAGUUCAUUCGAUCUAAUCAACUUCGCAAACAUAUUAUGGACAGGCAUUUCAAAGAAGUUCUUGUUGAUAGAAUACUGAAGGGAGAUCUCGACAUGAAGGAGCUUGAGACAGAUGAGAGAGAAGAAGAGAUUGUUCCUAAUUCUGUUCGCCAAAAGCGAAAGGUUCGAUCUGAUGCAUCCGAUGAGAGCUUAAAAAAGAAGAGACGAUUGCCUCAAGCAAAAGGUGACAAUGAUGUAGUCGCGAAUGAUCACAGGGGCAAAGUCACAUUCGUAUGUGACCUCUGUUUGUCUAAAUUCAAGGAUGAAAAUGCUAUGGAAAUGCAUAAGAAAGGCCACGAAACAGAUCAAGAAGGGAUGUUAAUCUGUUCAGAUUGUGAAAUUCCCUUCGAAAGUACCGAUGCGUUGAAAGACCACUACCGCGAAGAGCACAAGAGAAAACUGAUGAGACAUCAGUGCCAGCAAUGCUCUUUUGCAACCGAUAAGGUCUAUCAAAUGAAUGCACAUCAGGCAAUACACACCGGGGAGAAGGGUGUUAUGUGCGAUCAGUGUGGAAAGUGGCUGGCCAAUCAAUACAACCUGAGGGUCCACGAGUAUAGGAAGCAUUCUACAGAGGAGCAGAUGACCGUCACUUGCCAUGAAUGUCCUUUUAAAUGUGCAGAUAAAUCAAUCCUGAGAGAUCACAUUAAACAGCAUCACAAAUGGAUGCUUAAGAACCCGAUCUACCACAAAUGUCCCCACUGUGAUUACGUGGGGCACAAGAAGCAGAGCCUGGAGUUCCACAUGCGGAUUCAUACAGAGCAACGUCGGUUUAAGUGCCACCUCUGUCCCUAUGCCAGCAAGACGAAGAACCACCUGAAAAUACACAUGCAGACGCACGAUGGCUACCAGUCCGCUUCUUGCCCUGAUUGUGAUUUUAAAGCUGCAUCAAAAAAGCGUCUUUCUGAGCACAUAAUGCGUCGCCACCUCGAAGUAGAACCAUAUGUUUGUAAGAUAUGCGGCUGGCGGACUGCCUACAGUGGAAACAUGUGGAAGCACAUCAACCAACACAAAAAUAAGCUGGGCAAUGAUAUGCUAGACGAGCCCGUUACUGUGGAACUUGAACUGCUGAAAGGAACUGUUCUACCGGUGAUGCCGAAGGCACCGACCGGAAAGACACGUGGUCAGACUCGAGUCGAGAACAGCCUCUUAGUGGAUUUGGUGCUCAAUAAUCCACAGAAUGAUUCUGUCGACAUAUGCGAAGAAGAGCUUACGGCGAAACAAGACGUUGCUACUGCACCUGGGAGUGAGCAAAUACAGGUGUUGCAAUUUUCUGGUGAUAACGCUCAGAGUACUUUCCUAGGUGGCUGCGAUGAAGGAAUUCAGAUUGUCCAUAUUGGUGAGGAUGCUCUUGGAGUGACUCCAGAGCUUAGUGAACAGGUGGUUGCCCACAUCCGACAUGGUGACUCCACACAGAUUCCUCACGAAUCAAGUCAGAUGGAGAUCUUUAUCACCCAUGAUGGCAAUGGUGAUCGACCUGAUGACGCCGUAGAGGUGCUACAUGUCAAGGAAGACGGGAGCAUUGUCUCUUCAACGAUGAACAGGGAUGUUGAAGUGGCUGUUCUGGCAUUGGCGCAACUUGAACCAGGAACACGAGCUAUGGAGCUCCCAGCUGCUGGUGGAGAUGUGGGCGGUCGGAUUACUAUCCUUCAAACUGUCCAGAAAAAUCAAGAAACGGUUGACACGUCCGAUCCGACAGAGAGUGGUGAUCAAGGAAGUAUUCAGCUUUCAACAGACAGCGUUUCUCCCGCGACAACUACUCCUCCGCCAAUUUCUCUGAGGAUAUAAGUUGACUGUGAGGAUUGUGACGUGGUUUUUGGUUCAAUAUAAUGUGAGGACUUAACCUUUCUAAAAUUUAGUCUAGAAUUGAUCUGCAUUCAGGACUAAUUAAUGUUGUUUUCCACGAUUAAUUUUGAAAGACGCCAUUGGUUAAAAAAGAAGCUCGAUGGGGGGGGGGGGACUGCUAUGACAAGAUGAAUACCAUGCUUAUACACAAAAGCAGUAAAAAUUGCUGUUUUUCACCCUAUUCUGAAAAUAUUAUAUCUAAGGCGUUAUUGUUAUGGGCGGAGAAACAUGGAGAAUAUUUCUUUAGGGUACCGUCAAAGAAUUAUAUUAUACCCGGGGAUGAUAUAUGUAUGACUUACGCCCUAAUGCAACCCCUGUAUUAAAGAGAAUAUGGCAGGAAGUCCUAUAGACUAUUGAGGGAUACAGGGGGCGGGGCACAUCUGAACCGUACUCCCCUUGAGAACUAUAUAAAUAUUUUUAUUUGGGAAUGUCGGGCAUACGCAAUGAAUUACCGGGGGGUGGGACUUGCUUGUCAAUAAGUUGGGAAAAUGCAGUGUGUCCUAUAAAGUAUAGAUAUCUAAAUUGGCGUAAAAGAAGCUUGACAUCGUUUGGAAGAAUGUAAAACGUUUGGAGGUAAAGUCAAGUGCAUUUGAUUUCGUUUAUUUCAGUAAAUUGAAUAGGAUGCUUUUUCUUUUUAAUUCCUUUGGAACUCGCGAAUGGAAAAAAUUUAGAUGUGAUGUUAUCAAGGAUUAUUGACAUGGCGGCUUAAAAAUGAUGAAGAAUGUAAAGAAGGUUGAUAAUGAGAGAAUUUCUAUGUGGAAACACGAGAUAUUAUUUAUUGAUUUGCGCGUUUUGGAACUCAUGAUUUAAUCAUGAAUAUUGACUUUCGGGCUCGCAAUGUAACUUCAUUGUUUGAAAAGAAAAUAUGGCCAGUUUAUCUUAAAAUAAUUGGAGCUUGGUCUUUGAUUGAUAAAGAUAAUCCGGUUGAAAAGAAUGUUAAUGGUUUAAUUAUAUUUUAAGAAAUAAUUUAGAAGGAAUUGUUCCCUAGUGAGGGAAUAACCUACUUAGACAUUCUGAAUGCUGAUGGAGGUUUUAAAAAUGUAUUACAAAUAUCAUCUUUGUUAAAAUUUAGGAGUAGUAAUCUACUAUCAUUGUUAAUCAUUCAACAGUUCAAAAUUAAGAUGAGCCAAUCAUUUGUCGAUCACCCCCCCAAAAAAAAAAAAAAAAUCUGCCGAGCUUAACAUACCCAAAUUAUACAUAGGUAUUCUGUAAAAUGUUGAAGUCAAGUAAUAUCAAGAUACUCUUUUAAUUAUGUCAUACAUCAUGGAGGCCCGAAUUCACUUGUUAAUUAUUUUGGGAAAAUAUUUUGAAAAUGAUUACAGACUAUUUUGUUUCAAGAUAAAUUUGUUUAGAGUGGAAGAAAAUAUACUGAGAUCAUUUAAUAUCAAGAUAUUGUUUAAUUCAUUACUUGUGAAACGAAUCUUAUGUAAAUGGAGGAUAAGUGAAGACGCAAACUGCAAUGUAUAAGAAGACAAAAUACAUGUUAUGAUUAAUCGCGGAAAUGAUUUACGGUAAAUUCUUAAAUUAUUGGAAAGGACUAAGUGUAAGUGGAUAGAGGAAGAAGUGAAAUGGAUAGACGAGAAAAUGGAAGGUUGGAAAGUAGAGUAUCUCUUUCGGACUUGCGUGUAGUCCUUAAAAGGACUGCAAACCAGAAAAGUAAAACUAUAGUAGGCAAGAUGCGAGGCUUGAGUUGAAGGCUGAUUUAAGUUGGAGAGGUGAGAGAGGUUUGGGUAGAUGAUAAAGGCUGGCAUGAUUCGGCUAGUGGAAUUAUAAAGCGGGAGCUGAUGAGAAAGCUCAUCGUGUAUACCGUAAAACAUUUCUGCGAAUGUUAACACCACCAUGCAAACAUUCAAACAUCAUAAUUAUGCUUUGAUUACAUGUGAACUGAAUCAAAGAUUUUGGACAUUUGAUAAUUUGGUUUAUUGAAAGCCUAGUCUUUCAAAAACAUAUUAUUAAUGUCGAUCUUUUAUUUAAAAAAAUAUGAGAAUAAAGAAUGAGAUGACAUUUGGACAGUGGCGUAUCUAGGUCAAACGGCGCCCGGGCAAGUGCUAAAAUCGCGCCCUUUUCAAAGUGUAUAAUAUACAUAUACAUAUCGGGAUAUAUAUAUCAAACAUUUUUCAAUAGACAUUAAAACGGAAUAUUCUUUGUUGGUUUUAUGUAAUCAUAAAUGUGAUUCGUAUCUAACUUAACAAUGAAUGCGAGCGCGAAGCGCGAGCUGAAAAUUAUUGAUCUUCUGUCCUGAGAAAGGAACAUUUAUCAUAGAUAAAUUAUGACAGGGAAUCAGGGAUCUCAUUAAAUAAAUCGACCUAAUACGAGGCAAAGCGCGAGCCUGUUUUUUUUUAAUUUAACAUUAAGAACUUAAGACUGAAUAUUCUAAACAUUUAAUGCGAGCGCGAAGCGCGAAAUUUUUUGAUAUUUAGAAAAUUAUUGAUACCGAAAAUUAUUGAUAUUUAUACCUGAAAUCUGGACAUUUUAGGGAGAAGUAAUCCCAAGAUGCGGAUCUAUUACUAAGCAAUUAUUGCAGGCACGAGCAAUGAGCUGAUUUUGUUUUAUAUACUUACCUGAAAGGGGACAAUUUUAAGGAGUAUUCUAUUCAUGAACUUCCUAUACGUAUCUCAUCAGCGUAAUGCGUGCGCGAAGCGCGAGCUGAUUGUGUUGAUAUAUCCUCUCCUAAAAAGAGACGAUUGUUUGUAAAAAUAUAAUGAAGAGGGUUUGUACCUACCCUAUCAAAUCAGGGCGUGAUUAUAGGUCUUUGUAAAUUAAACAAGAAAGAUAUGUAUUUCAGAACUGUUUGUAAGAAUUAAUGGAGAGUAACAUAUCAAAAUGCUUACCCGCGGCUAGAGAUGAAAAACUCUACGAUAUGCGUUUGAAAAAGAAAUAUUUUAAGGACUGUUUGUUGGAAUUCUUGGAAAGAAUAACUAUAUAUAUGACUAAUAAAAAAUGGGCACGGAUACGGUGUAUUUGUCCUUUGGUAAAAACAACCGUAUGCAAGAUUCCUUUUUCACAUGGGUUCGAAACUGCAUUACCAUGGUAAUAACAUAUAGGACGGGGGUAUUAACCACCUUCAGUGGUCUUUCUUUUCUGCGACUUUAUUCCUUAAGUUUGACUUUUCUGUAUACACAAAAAAAGUUUACCAUUUCUGUUCAUUUUUGGUUUUCCUUUUCUUUAUAUGCGUCCCUUGCUCUUUUUUGCGCCCCCUAAAAGUGGCGCCCGGGGCACGUGCCUCCUUGCCCCUCCCUAGAUACGCCACUGCCUUUGGACUGUGUAUUUAUAAAUUUUGUUACGUAAUUGCAAUGGAGUGGCGGACAAUCUGAAUUACGUAAGAAGCUUCAACAAAAACGGAAUCGUCUUCCAUACAUAUUGUUUGAUUACGUUUGAUGUAAAUGUAAAAUGAAGAUACAGAUGACUAAUAAACAAUACUAUUGAAAGAAACAAAAAAUAGUAUGAGAAUUAAUGCCUUCAGCAGAUUACAAAUUAAAUUUCAAUGUCAAGCA
Molecule: messenger RNA, 6657 nt
Organism: Lytechinus pictus (painted urchin)
Lineage: Eukaryota; Metazoa; Echinodermata; Echinoidea; Temnopleuroida; Toxopneustidae
Product: zinc finger protein 37-like
Exons: 5
Coding region: 140-3106 (988 amino acids)
Biological process (GO): regulation of transcription by RNA polymerase II
Cellular component (GO): chromosome
Molecular function (GO): chromatin insulator sequence binding
Source: RefSeq, a predicted model, not a curated record